AUGGCAUCUUCUAAUCCUCUUCGCCUCCCGUACAUCCUCUUCCUAAUCUUGACGCUAUUCAUUUCUUGUACUGCUGCCUGGAAGAAAUGGGAAGCGACCAACUUUUGUAAAUGCGUAUGCUUUGGGACAGCAUAUGCAAUUUUGCCAAUGACCACACCCGACACACCCGCUCAGCCUUGCUUGUCAUGCACGAAGCAAUGGUGUCUGAACCAAAACCUUCCUAUCUGUGCGGGCGCUACUUUGGGUGAUACCAACCCAGAUACGGCUACUGGAAAAGAAGGAGACGUUGAGGCGAGAUGCUUCCAACGAGACUCUCCUCGCGACCAACUUGUGGUCACACUCUUUCUGCUCACAGUAUUUGGCCUUCUACUUGGGGCUGGCGUUAAGAAUCGAAUGCUGAAAGCCGGGCUGACUGGCGAGCUUCCAUGGAGGAGACGAGACAGGCGAGGUGGUGGGAGCCCUGGAUUCCUCGAAGGCAAGAAGAGGACGCGCCACUGGGACUCACCCGAUUUGGAUUGA
Cyclocybe aegerita is the source of this 519-nucleotide messenger RNA. The record is from the annotation of a GenBank genome assembly. NCBI's taxonomy places the organism in Eukaryota, Fungi, Basidiomycota, Agaricomycetes, Agaricales, Hemipholiotaceae.